AUGGCGUGUACGACUACAGUGGGUGCCAGGCCACGAAGGGGUCCCAGGCAACAAGAAAGCAGACCAGCUGGCAAAGCUGGCUGCAGUCGAGGCGACACAGCGUACACAGGAGAACGCCCGCAUAGCCAGGAUCAGCGCACCCAAUCAGACUACACCACACGCCGCACGAAUGUCGUAUAUUCCAAAUCAGUCAACUAUCCUUAUGGCAGUGUGUCGCCAGAGGCUACAUGCAGGCUUUACAAAGAGGUGGAAGGAACAGUGGGAGCAUGCCAACUAUGGAUGGCAUCUCUAUUGGAUAAUCAAAGCACCAACAAAGAUGGUAUUGCAGCUGCACGAGGGAUUAUGACGGGCUUGGAGUUUAACCUCUGCAAGUCCCAUGGGACUGGCCCAAUGGGACUGUCCAUGGGCGUCCAUGGGCGCCCCAUGGGACUGAAGCCUGUGUCCAUGGGCGGGCGGUACCCUGCUGUCCAUGGGCAGGAUUUCCAUGGGACUGUCCAUGGGACUGCAAACAGUGCAAACAUAGACGAAUCCGCUGUUUACAUAAUUUAUGCCAAACUAGUCCGUAUUUUUAAGUAA
This is a messenger RNA of Talaromyces stipitatus ATCC 10500, 576 nucleotides long. RefSeq lists its product as uncharacterized. The transcript is spliced from 2 exons. The record is from RefSeq and is a predicted model, not a curated record. Lineage: Eukaryota; Fungi; Ascomycota; Eurotiomycetes; Eurotiales; Trichocomaceae. Bases 1 to 576 code for a protein of 191 amino acids.